Molecule: messenger RNA, 960 nt
Organism: Seminavis robusta
Lineage: Eukaryota; Bacillariophyta; Bacillariophyceae; Naviculales; Naviculaceae
Source: the annotation of a GenBank genome assembly
AUGAAGUUUCCUCAAGCUCUCCUCUUUGCACUUUGUGGCAUUCUCCAAUGCAAUCUCGCCGUCUCCACCUUCUGCUCUGGAAGGGACCAGAUCCAGCUCCCAGCUGGUUCAAGCAAGAACUUCGCUUGCCCUGGGACAACCAAUGGUCAAGUGCGCAUUAGGUGGGAAACUACCAAUUUGAACGCCGAAGGCUUUAGUGAUGACGAGUACUUCAUCAAUGUCUUCGAUGACGCAGAUCAAGUGUACAGAGAUGGACAACACGAGGAUGCAGCCUUUGGCUUCUCGGGCACGCUCGGAUCGGCUGGAGGUGACAAUUGGGUUGUGCAGUUUGCCUGCGAUUUGGAGGUCUUCUUUCUCAAUUGCGAGGACGGUGACUUCUCCUUUGUUCUUGUGGACUGUGGAUGCCCUGCAGGCAUGGAAGUUGACGAAGAAUGCUCCAUUUCGAGCCUGAACAGUGCAACCGAUGCAACUUGUGUCCCAAUGGCAACUCCGAACCCCACCAAGGCACCUGUCGCAACUCCGAACCCCACCAGGGCACCUGUAACUCCAAGCCCCACCGAUGGACCUGGCACCGACGCACCUGUAACGCCUAGCCCCACCGACGUACCUGCCGCUUCCCCAGCAACUCCCGGCGGUCCUGGCAAUUGCUUCUCAGGAGAGACUCUCGUUCAAGUCAAAAACGAGCGCUCUUGCAACAGCUACAACGAAGAUGGAUACUUGCCAUAUGCAGCCUUGGGUCUUGAGUUUGCCAAUCUAAUGGACAAGCAGAACCUCUUUGUGCAAGUGGCAAUGCUAAGCCUCGUUCUUCUGGUGAUUGGCGUCUUUCUGUCCAUUGAGGUUCUGUUUGGUGCUGCCCAUGGGCCUUUGCUGGUGUUUCUUAUCAUUCCCGGCAUCUACCGUGGCUACCAAAUGUAUGGAUCACGUGCCAACAAAAAGGGCAAUGCCAAAAAGCUGGUCUAA